CCGCCCGCUGGGCCGCACGGUGUGUCGUCACGUCCGGUGGUCUCGAGCUCGGAGAAGAUGGCGGCUGUAGUAGUGAGCGCUGAUGGAGGCGUCGCGCCGCUGGACUCGAACCCCGCGUCGCCGCGGACCCCGUCUCCAGCGCCGGAGCAGCCGCUGCAGAACAACGCGCUGCUGGGGCUCCCGAUCGUGGCCAUCGAGAACAUCCUCGGCUUCCUGUCGUACGACGAGAUCAGCCUGCUGCGGCUGGUGUGUAAGCGCAUGGAUGUGAUUUGCCAGCGCAUGCUCAAUCAAGGCUUCCUGAAAGUGGAGCGCUAUCACAACCUGUGCCAGAAACAGGUCAAAGCCCAGCUGCCCAGAAGAACAAUGAUGGGAUGUGUUGCCAUCAGGUUUAGAUUUGAAACCAAAACCCUUAAAAAGCAGCUCCUUCUGUUGGUGAUCGAUGAGAUUUAUCGUGUUUUGCGGUAUGUGAACUCCACACGCACGCCGCAGAGAGCUCACGAGGUGCUGCAGGAGCUGCGAGACAUUUCCUCCAUGGCCAUGGAGUACUUCGACGAGAAGAUCGUCCCCAUCCUGAAGAAAAGGCUUCCCGGUGCGGACCUCUCCGGACGACUGAUCGGAUCUGCCCCGGUGGCCGGUCCCUCUACCUCUCUGACCACCAUGUCCCUGCUGGCCAAAAACACUCCGUCUCGCUCGGAGAUGACGAAGGUGCAGCAGCAGGUGAAGGUGAAUGGCGUGUCGAUGACGGCGCUGCGGCGAGAGAUGCAGGAGGUGCGGGUCAAGCAGCUGGAGCAGCAGAAGCAGCUGCAGGAUCAGGAGCAGAAGCUGCUGGAGCAGUCGCAGGUGAUCGGAGAGCAGAACGCCCGGCUGGCCGAGCUGGAGCACAAGCUCAGAGAACUGAUGGACAGCGCGGUGGCCUCCAGCUCCUCCACAGCCGCCGAGGGCGAGAGCAGCCUGUGUCUCAAACGGCCCCGCAAGUGCUCGGACCUCCCGCGUCACUCCAAACGCCUGCGUAGCAAGAAAUAGAGGGACGCUUCUCUGUACCUUUUAAGUUUUCUUUUGCUUCCUUAAAGCUAUAUAAUUUCUUCCACUUACGUCAAAUGAU
This is a messenger RNA of Sinocyclocheilus grahami, 1102 nucleotides long. Its product is annotated as F-box only protein 28-like. Gene Ontology annotation, biological process: protein polyubiquitination. The transcript is spliced from 5 exons. The coding region runs from base 58 to 1023 and encodes 321 amino acids. The record is from RefSeq and is a predicted model, not a curated record. Gene Ontology annotation, molecular function: protein binding. NCBI's taxonomy places the organism in Eukaryota, Metazoa, Chordata, Actinopteri, Cypriniformes, Cyprinidae.